This is a messenger RNA of Fusarium musae, 657 nucleotides long. Its product is annotated as Saccharopine dehydrogenase. The record is from RefSeq and is a predicted model, not a curated record. NCBI's taxonomy places the organism in Eukaryota, Fungi, Ascomycota, Sordariomycetes, Hypocreales, Nectriaceae. Gene Ontology annotation, cellular component: mitochondrion. The coding region runs from base 1 to 657 and encodes 218 amino acids. Gene Ontology annotation, molecular function: homocitrate synthase activity. The transcript is spliced from 5 exons.
AUGCUCAUCUUCAGUCUGCAUGAUCCUGACCAUUCACAGGACCUCGUCCGAACUCUUCGAGGUUGUGUUUCCACAGAUAUCGAGGUUCACUUUCACGAUGAUACAGGCUCUGCUGUUGCGAACGCUUUUUCUGCCCUUGAAGCUGGCGCUACACACGUUGACACAUCCAUACUCGGCAUUGGAGAACGAAACGGCAUCACUGCACUUGGAGCUCUCAUGGCUAGAAUGAUGCCCACCUCCAGAGACUACAUUCUCUCCAAGUACAAGCUACACGAACUCAAGAAGAUCGAAGAUUUCGUCGCAGAAUGCGUUGAGAUCAACGUGCCAUUCAACAACCCAAUCACCGGCUUCUGCGCAUUCACCCACAAGGCCGGCAUCCACGCCAAGGCAAUCCUCAACGACCCCUCCACGUACGAGAUCCUCAAGCCCGAAGAUUUCGGUCUAUCAAGAUACGUGCACUUCACGUCACGACUCACCGGCUGGAACGCCAUCAAGAGUCGUGUUGACCAACUUGGUCUCAAGAUGACAGACGACCAGGUCAAGGAGUGUACGGCUAAGCUCAAGAGCAUGGCUGAUCUCAAGGUGAUGACACUUGAUGAGAGCGAUUCCUUGAUCAGAAGCUUUCACUUGGAACUACAAAAUGAAAAUGGAGCAUAG